ACAAAAUGAUGAAGCAGCAAAGACAGAAAGAGCAAAGACAGAAAGCUGAGCAUUCCAAAGCUGCCACUGUAGAUGACCCAGAUGUAAAAGUGGACUUCAAGUCUAUCCUGAAAGACAUCCAAUUUUUAGGUUCCCCACACAUGACAUGGAAGGAGAAAAAGGAUUUGGAAAACAAAAAAGUUGCUUCUCUUGGGGGAAAGCAUCCAAAGAAGCAGAGACUUCCACUUAGUGUGGCUCGGGUGAUGAUGAAGAAACAGAAAGAGAGGGAGCAAAAAGAAUUAGAAGAGAGUUUAGUUCUUAGGCGAUUUGGGAUAAAUAACGGAUGCAGCUCUAGAAGAGAAACUCAAAGGCGCAACCCUGAGGACAGGGUACUAAAAUCAAGUGAAGGUCGGUUCAGGAAUGGCGUGCUCGAUGUAAAAGGUCUGUUCAAACCAUCUACGUCGACAGCUGUCCCUGAUGAGAAAAAGUUUGCUCCUUACAAAGGUAUGAAGAAAAAAGGGGGCAAUAAGAACAAGGGC
Messenger RNA from Cuscuta epithymum, 518 nucleotides. The record is from the annotation of a GenBank genome assembly. NCBI's taxonomy places the organism in Eukaryota, Viridiplantae, Streptophyta, Magnoliopsida, Solanales, Convolvulaceae.